AAAGAAUAAAAUUCCAGUCCUGAGAACAAAAGAAGCUUGAAAGACUUCCACUCUGAGUUGCAGCUGAGCCCAGAGGGAAAAUGAUCCAAGGAAAAGCAGCUUGGGAAGAACUGGCAGUUUGUGAUUCUCUUCAUAUGGAAAACAGUGCAGUAAUCCAAGGAAAGGCAGGACUGAAGAUCCAAAAUGAAGAAACAGUCAUUUUCUGUGCAAAGAGACAGCCCUUCAGGGAGUUCCAUUACCAAGAUGCUGAGGGUCCCCGAGAUCUCUGCAGCCGCCUGCAUCACUUUUGCAAUCAAUGGCUGAACCCAGAAAAGCACACAAAAGCCCAGAUGCUGGACAUGGUGGUGCUGGAGCAGUUCCUAGCCAUCAUGCCACCGGAGAUGGGGAACUGGGUGCGGGAAUGCAAAGCCGAGACCAGUUCCCAGGCAGUGGCUCUGGCUGAAGGUUUCCUUCUGAGCCAGGCAGAGGAGAAGGAACAAGGAGAAAUGCAGCUGCAGCUGGAGACAUCCUUCCUGGAGUUAAUCACUGAGGUUCCUGAGGCAAGAAGGGAUCCAGUCAAUCUUUGUCAGAACAAUUUCCGUGGGCAAAUCUCUCCAAAGGAUCUAAAUCAGGACUUGUCUCCAGGGUCCCAUAUCCUUCAAGGAGUUGUUUGUCUUCUUUACCAAGGAGGAGUGGGACCUGCUGGAUCCCAAAGAGAAAGCUUUGCAUGGAGAAGUCAUGCUGGAGACCUCUUGGAAUGUAGCUUCUCUGUGCAAUGAGCAGAAGAAGGAGAUUUACCAGGAACCAGAAGACACACUUUUACAGGUUUUUAAGGUUGAAGUGGGAGAAGACACCUUCUCAAAUCAUUGGCAACCAAAAAGUGAAGAUGGAAUCCAAUUAAAUAAUCAACAGGAAAUGAACCAUCCCCCUUUAUGUCUGGAAAUCUAUGAUUUGCUGACCCAAGAUGAUCUUAAUAGAGAGAGGAUGGGGCAGUAUUUAGGCUUUGAUAAAAUAUUUGAAGAACAAUCAAACUUCACUCACCCAUGUGAAUGGACACAGGAAAGGAACAGAUAUGGUCAGAAUUCCCCGUCUUAUCGGGGGGAUGAGAUGGAGAAA
Molecule: messenger RNA, 1095 nt
Organism: Protobothrops mucrosquamatus (brown spotted pit viper)
Lineage: Eukaryota; Metazoa; Chordata; Lepidosauria; Squamata; Viperidae
Product: zinc finger and SCAN domain-containing protein 31-like
Exons: 4
Coding region: 81-758 (225 amino acids)
Source: RefSeq, a predicted model, not a curated record